Molecule: messenger RNA, 2620 nt
Organism: Fonticula alba
Lineage: Eukaryota; Rotosphaerida; Fonticulaceae
Exons: 4
Coding region: 92-2620 (842 amino acids)
Biological process (GO): transcription initiation at RNA polymerase II promoter
Cellular component (GO): transcription factor TFIID complex
Molecular function (GO): protein heterodimerization activity
Source: RefSeq, a predicted model, not a curated record
CUCUCCCCCCUCUCUAUCCCCCCUCCCCGACCGACUCCCAGCAACCACGCACAUACGCGCGCGCACGCACAUCCUCCCUCCCUAGCUUGUGAUGUCACGACCAAUCCUGCGGCUGUCGGAACUGCUGGCCGACGGGGAUGCACCGCAAGCAGCACCCUCCCGCUCCUUGACGCCCCCACCACCGACACCGCCGCCCAUUCCGUUAGAGGAGGAGUCCCCCAUCCUGCCCGCCGAGCUGGCCGCCGCCUUCGGCACAUACCCUCCGCGAGCUGCCGUUCCACCGUCCGUGCCAGCCGUGCGCCUGCCGCCGGGCACCCGGUGCUCGAGCUUUCCCGAGGCCCUCAGCGCCUGCCCUGCGCGGAUGGAUGCCGCCCUGCACGCGGUGUCGCACCUGGUGGCGGCGGCCGGCUUCGAAGUCGCACAGCCAGCCGCCAUCGGCCAGUUGGCCACACACCUAGACAACUAUCUGAUGGCCCUAUGCAGCCGGACUGUGGCGUAUGCCAGUCUAGCUGCCCGAUCGCGGCCUACCCUGACGGACGCGUUCGCCGCCAUCGGAGAGCUGUCUCCGGCGCGGGAGUUUCGCACCGGUCCCGGGCUCGGACGCAUCUUGCGGCGCCCUCCGGCUGCCGGCAAGGCCCGUGCCGCUGGUGCCGAUACCCGGGCCCCACGGUACACCCGACGCGAGGCGGCCGGCACCAACCUGGCCAGCCGGGGUGUCGGGGGCCCUGGCGCUGCCCCCUUGGCGUACCAGCUCCGGAGUCUGUCACACUUCAGCUGGCACAACGAGCUGGCCCUGCGGUCGGUCGAGCGCGGAUCACGCCGCUGGCGUCAGACCCAAGCCCACUGGCGCUUCUCCGCCGCUGGCAAGACCCCUCCAGCGGGAUCGGCCCCCUUGUCGGCAUCGGCCCCAUUUGCUAGCGCCUUCGCCUCGGCCCCGGCCUUCGGCAUCUAUUGCCCGAGCCCGGUGCCGCGCGACUUUCAGAUCUCCCAACAGGUCGAGAGCCUUCGAAAGGUUCUAUCGGCGGCACCGGUGGCCGACUCGCCAGGAGGCGCUCCCGCCCCUCCGGGGCCGGCCCCAGGCAGCCUUGCCCUCUCGCUAGUGCAGUCCGGCGGAGCGCUACCCACCAUUACCCGACGCAGUGCAGCGGUGACUGAUGCCCUGGCCGCCCUCGACCGCGCAGCCGCUGGCGACCCGAUGCAGGGCGUUGCCCUGUCGCUGCUCAGUAGCCCGAUUGCCCUGGAAACGUGGCUUCCGCCGUUGCCCGCGGCGCACACCUUCCACUCCACACGGGUCGAGGCCAAGGUUGUUGUUGAUGCGCCAGCAUUGCAAGCCGCCGGGGCAGCGCAGCGCCGUGCCAGUUGCCGCUCGCUGGAGCGCCUCCUGCGCAUGACCGACCCCACGGCCGGACAAUCGGUGUCCGACACGCCCGAACCCGCCACAUUGGUGGACCUUCCCUCGCUUUUCCAUACUCUGUCCCCGGUGUCAGAUCCGGUGUCAAUCGAGCAGCAACCAGCUCCGAAUGUGGUUCCGGGUGACGGGCCCCCCGUGAACGACCCCCCCCGGCCGUUGUCCCUCUCCUUCAGUGGGCUCCUCCGCUCGGCCUCCAAAUCGCGCCUGCCCUCUGGCGCGUGUACUCCCCUACCGCCGGCCGAAGGGCAGGGCGCUUCCGCCAGCUUUGCCGGGGUACCGGACGAUCGUCCGCCCCUGUCCUCACCCCAUUUGCCACCGGCCGCCGCCGCCGCCACCACCGCCGCCGCCAUGUCCGGCCCUUUGCCACUUCUUACGCCCAAGGUGGAGCCUUCAACCGGCACGUCGGGCGCCACAUCUCCCAUGCUCCCGCGUGUGAUUCUAUCCAUCCCCUCAUCGCCACUGAAGGGUGCCUUGACAUUGUCCCUUUCGCGAUCGGCCAGUGUUGGGGAUCCGCCCGGCACAGCGCCCCAUUCACCGGAGUUGUCUACUUUGCCAACGCUCCCCGCUCUAUCGGAGCCCGGGCCCCUGCUUCGGUCAGUGUCCUCGCCCGUGGGUCCGACCGGUGGCAUGGACGUGGACCCAUCGGGGGGGGCCCCGCUUUCGCCGCUCCUGCCUGGCCUGGCGGUGACCGUCAAGACCGAGGAGGGAAUCCAGCGUGCGGCGCCGGCCCUGGAGUCGUUUGGCAGUGAGACGCCCCCGAGCCAGACCCCACGCAAGCUCUCCCUCUCCUUCACAUUGCCCAAGGCACCAAGCGCUGACGCCCUCCCAGUGUCAUCGCCGCCACCCCUGCCGCCGCCCCCCUCGUCAUCCCUGCCUGCCAUGGGUGAGGAGCGGCGGCCAGCCAGUGCCACGCCCGGCAGCCCGAUGUCCCUGGCAUCGACAGCCGGCCGGUCCGGUGCCGGCCCUCAGCCUGGCCCUUCCGCACCGCCUGCCUCGGCUUCGGACCCCUCGCCGGUGUCCAGUCCGGCCCCGCGAUUGAUCCUGUCAUUAUCGUCACCGGUGGCGGCAACCGCCCCGGUGGCGCCCGGGGGAGCGGGCUCCCCCUCUCUGGGGCCCAUUGUCGCUCCUCCAGCCGUCGCUGCAAUGUCCCCUGGACUUGAGGGUCAUCCGAUGGAUGGUGAUGAUAGCGACGACUUUUCAGAUGUCUAG